This is a messenger RNA of Kickxella alabastrina, 527 nucleotides long. RefSeq lists its product as uncharacterized. The record is from RefSeq and is a predicted model, not a curated record. The transcript has 2 exons. Gene Ontology annotation, molecular function: peptidyl-prolyl cis-trans isomerase activity. Bases 1 to 303 code for a protein of 100 amino acids. Gene Ontology annotation, biological process: protein peptidyl-prolyl isomerization. Gene Ontology annotation, cellular component: intracellular membrane-bounded organelle. Lineage: Eukaryota; Fungi; Kickxellomycota; Kickxellomycetes; Kickxellales; Kickxellaceae.
AUGACAACGACAUGCAGUGGUCUGCAUGGUGAGCUGUUUUAUACACUAAGAAAAUUCAAAGAUAAAACAUGUCUUCUCCUGUUUCCCCUCUACUGGCUCGCCCCCAUUACCCCCAGAACCCCGGUCAGCUCGACCACCAGCAACCCCAAGGUGUUCUUCGACGUUGAGGCCAACGGUGCUUCCGUCGGUCGCAUUGUCAUGGAGCUCCGCAAGGAUGUUGCCCCCAAGACCGCCGAGAACUUCCGUGCCCUGUGCACUGGCGAGAAGGGCUUCGGCUACAAGGACAGCUCUUCCACCGCGUGAUCCCCGAUUUCAUGCUCCAGGGCGGUGACUUCACCAACCACAACGGCACUGGUGGCAAGUCGAUCUACGGUAACAAGUUUGCUGACGAGAACUUUACCUCAAGCACACUGAGCCGGACUUUUGUCGAUGGCUAAUGCUGGUCCAACACUAACGGCUCCCAGUUCUUCCUCACCACGGUUCCUUGCUCGUGGCUCGACGGCAAGCACGUCGUGUUUGGCAAGGUU